AUGCUACUGGACAACUUUUUCAACCAGUUAGCACGGUCGAUGGAAUCAUUGUCAGCAGAUUUUGCUACCAAAUCAUCCGCUAAUAACUUCGACUGGAAAAGACGUAUGCCUCCUGAACUUGCAAUAGUUCCACUUUUGCGAGCAGUUUUGGAAAUAAGACGAAAAUCCCAACGAGAGGGUGCUGUUCCAUCGCCACGACCACGUCCACUUUUCCCGCGAUCACUAAAACGACCUCGACCACGUGAAGAUGAUUGCUGGUCAAUUACGGCCGUUGAUAUUUACAAGCGACUUUUGGAGAAAGAACGUAAUGUCGAUGAUACAUUUGCUUUCAAUCUGAUUCGCCCAAUAGGUUCCGUGGCUGGUGAAUUGAUUUGGCCACGAACCUAUGAUUCUUCGAAUGAGUUGACGUUUGAUGAAAAUGGUGUCGCAUAUCCACUUCAUGAACGUCCAUCACUUUCCAGAAUUUUGGGACGUUCCAGGAUUUCUGUGUACAAUGGCAAUAUCGCCAAUAAGGAGGGAUACAAUUACUAUAGGAAGUUCCGAUAA
This is a messenger RNA of Angiostrongylus costaricensis, 546 nucleotides long. The record is from the annotation of a GenBank genome assembly. NCBI's taxonomy places the organism in Eukaryota, Metazoa, Nematoda, Chromadorea, Rhabditida, Metastrongylidae.